ACAUGCACAUCCAAAUCAUCUAUUGUCCUGGUGAUUAGCAUAGUAUGGACCUCUUAUAGAAUCUGAACAAUCUUCUUUUUCUCUUUACUCCAGUGUUUUCUCUUCUCUUACAGUGAAUUCAGAAAUGCAAAACCUUUCAGUCAGCUUAUUUUUAGCCAGACUAUCAAAGUAUUUUUCAACUGGACUGUCACUGCACUUGAACUUGGAAUCUUGUAACCUGAGGAACUGCACUGGAGACAAGAAGACACCUCUAACAAAUGGGAAAUUAUAAAUCUAGACCAACCCAAACUUGCACUGAUGAAUGGAAGAAGAAAGUCAGUGAAUCUUAUGUUAUUAUAAUAGAAAGAUUAGAAGAUGACCUUCAAGUCGAAGAAAAAGAACUUGCAGAACUAAGGCACAUAUUUAGCUCCGAUGAUGCCUUCAGUAAAGUCAACUUAAAUUACCGCACAGAAAAUGGGCUGUCUCUACUUCAUUUAUGCUGCAUUUGUGGAGGCAACAAGUCACAUAUUAGAACCCUUAUGUUAAAAGGGCUUCGUCCAUCUCGACUGACAAGAAAUGGAUUUACAGCCUUGCACUUGGCAGUUUACAAGGACAGUGCAGAAUUGAUCACUUCCCUGCUUCACAGUGGAGCUGACAUACAGCAGGUUGGGUAUGGUGGCCUCACUGCCCUACAUAUUGCUACAAUUGCUGGUCACCUGGAGGUUGCUGAUGUCCUGCUGCAACAUGGAGCAAAUGUCAAUGUUCAAGAUGCAGUUUUUUUCACUCCAUUGCACAUUGCAGCAUACUAUGGACAUGAACAGGUAACCCGCCUUCUUUUGAAAUUUGGCGCUGAUGUAAAUGUAAGUGGUGAAGUUGGAGAUAGGCCCCUCCACCUUGCAUCUGCAAAAGGAUUCUUUAAUAUUGCAAAACUCUUGAUGGAAGAAGGCAGCAAAGCAGAUGUGAAUGCUCAGGACAAUGAAGACCAUGUCCCACUGCAUUUCUGUUCUCGUUUUGGACACCACGACAUAGUGAAGUACCUGCUCCAGAGCGAUAUUGAAGUUCAGCCGCACGUUGUUAAUAUCUAUGGUGAUACCCCUUUGCACCUGGCAUGCUACAAUGGCAAAUUUGAAGUCGCCAAGGAAAUCAUCCAAAUAUCGGGGAUAGAAAGUCUGACUAAAGAAAACAUCUUCAGUGAAACACCUUUUCACAGUGCUUGUACCUAUGGUAAGAGCAUUGACCUGGUUAAAUUUCUUCUUGACCAGAAUGUUAUAAGCAUCAACCACCAAGGAAGAGAUGGGCACACAGGAUUGCACUCUGCUUGCUACCAUGGUCACAUUCGCCUGGUUCAGUUCUUACUGGAUAAUGGAGCUGAUAUGAAUCUGGUAGCUUGUGAUCCCAGCAGAUCUAGUGGUGAAAAAGAUGAACAGACCUGUUUGAUGUGGGCUUAUGAAAAAGGACAUGAUCCGAUUGUCACACUCCUGAAGCAUUAUAAGAGACCGCAGGAUGAAUUGCCCUGUAAUGAAUAUUCUCAGCCUGGAGGAGAUGGCUCCUAUGUGUCUCUUCCAUCUCCCUUGGGGAAGAUUAAAAGCAUGACAAAAGAGAAGGCAGAUGUCCUCCUCCUAAGGGCUGGAUUACCCUCACAUUUCCAUCUUCAACUCUCAGAAAUUGAGUUCCAUGAGAUUAUCGGCUCAGGUUCUUUUGGGAAAGUAUAUAAAGGACGGUGCAGAAAUAAAAUAGUGGCUAUAAAACGUUACCGAGCCAACACCUACUGCUCCAAAUCAGACGUGGAUAUGUUUUGCCGAGAGGUGUCCAUUCUCUGCCGGCUCAAUCAUCCAUGUGUAAUUCAGUUUGUGGGUGCUUGCUUGAAUGAUCCCAGCCAGUUCGCCAUUGUCACCCAGUACAUAUCAGGGGGUUCUCUAUUCUCCCUCCUUCAUGAACAGAAGAGGAUUCUUGAUUUGCAGUCUAAAUUAAUUAUUGCAGUAGAUGUUGCCAAAGGUAUGGAGUACCUUCACAACCUGACACAGCCAAUUAUACACCGUGACUUAAACAGUCACAAUAUUCUUCUCUGUGAGGACGGGCAUGCAGUGGUGGCAGAUUUUGGAGAAUCAAGAUUUCUACAGUCUCUGGAUGAAGACAACAUGACAAAACAACCUGGGAACCUCCGCUGGAUGGCCCCUGAGGUGUUCACGCAGUGCACACGCUAUACCAUCAAAGCUGACGUCUUCAGCUAUGCUCUGUGUCUCUGGGAACUUCUCACUGGUGAAAUCCCAUUUGCUCAUCUCAAGCCAGCGGCUGCCGCAGCAGACAUGGCUUACCACCAUAUCAGACCUCCCAUUGGCUAUUCCAUUCCCAAGCCCAUAUCAUCUCUGCUGAUGCGAGGGUGGAAUGCAUGUCCUGAAGGAAGACCCGAAUUUUCUGAAGUUGUUACCAAGUUAGAAGAGUGUCUCUGCAACAUUGAGCUGAUGUCUCCCGCAUCAAGUAACAGCAGUGGGUCUCUGUCACCUUCCUCUUCUUCUGACUGCCUGGUGAGCCGUGGAGGGCCUGGCCGGAGCCAUGUGGCAGCUUUACGAAGUCGUUUUGAGUUGGAAUAUGCUCUAAAUGCAAGGUCCUAUGCUGUCUGGUCCCAAAGUGCUGGACAGUGUUCUUCUCAAGGCCUGUCUUUGGAGGAGAUGAAGAGGGGUCUUCAAUUAUCACCCAUUGACAAAUAUGGCUACGUGUCCGAUCCCAUGAGCCCGAUGCAUUUCCAUUCUGGCCGGAAUAGUGGCAGCUUUGAGGACAGCGGCUGACAGCGUUCCGCAUAUACCUAAGGAGAGAUUUCCCCCAAACUGACAGCAACAAUUCCUACCGUGGCAGGCUUGCUUCCAAUUAUAAUAUUUUACCCUCUAAGGUCUCCUUAAAUUGGCUUGUUUAUACUGGUCCUCUUUAAUUCCCUACCACAAGUUGGGCUUUGGAUUUAUGGCUAAGGAAUGAAAUGCAAAGGAACCAAGACAGAAUGUAUGUAAAAAAUUUGUUUGAAUUUUGUAACUGAAAGAGCAAAUUUAUAUCAUUACUUGGAGAUGGGGCCUAAGACUAUGGUGGGCACUUCACAAUGAUUAUGUUUUCCUAGACUGAAUUAUGUGGACUUGCAUUUGAGAGCCACGGGUUUGAUUUUGUAGAAUAUUGUUCUUUUUCUUCUCUCAUUAAGUUACCUCUAGUGUUCAGCUCUGUGAUUAAAGGUUCUUUGUUGGCAUCCAAAAUGGAUUCAGAAGUGUACUGACUUCUGAGUAAGUGUUCUUUAAGACAUAUUGGUACAAAGAAGUAAUGACCUUCAGAUCAAGACGCUUGCAAAAUACUGCAUGUACUUACUUAGCCUCCUUUCUACCUCAUACCGAGUGCUCUGUGGUGUCUGGGCAUCCUGUUACUGUCAGCAUCAAGGUGUCAUAAAUGCUACUGGUACAGUUAUGACAACUGAUCUGCAAACGCAAACCUGCUGUUCAUACCCGAGUCCGGCACAGUGCACUGGGAGGAUGUCUGAGGUACCCCUGGCCUUCCUUCAAAAAGUGAGAAAGCUGGGGGCACCUGGCUGGCUCAGUCAGUAGAUCAUGGGCCUCUUGAUCUCAGGAUUGUGAGUUUAAGUCCCACAUCAGGGGUAGAGUUGACUCAAAAGAGAGAGAGAGAGAGAGAGAGAGAGAGAGAGAGAGAAAUCUGCUAUCCAUGUUCAUUCCACUCAGGAAGAAGGGAGUCCUUCCACCAAACAAAAUAGUUUUUCUACUGAAAGGCAGACUUGGGAAAAAAAAAAAAGAGGCAGGAAACUAUGAAAAUUCAGUGUGAUAAUUACUGCUUUUAAUCUUGCUAAUGAAAAAAAGAGUUAGUAAAGGAAGAUUGGGUAGUCGUUAAAUCAAGGUUUCUAGAUCCCAGCACUAUUUACAGGUCGGAGGGAAUCAUCUUUGUGGGGGCUGUCCUGUGCACAGUGGGGUGUUUAACAGCUUCCUGGCCUUUACUCCCAGAUGCCAGUAACAGCUCCCCUAAAAAGCCUCCAGACAUUUCUAAAUGUGCCCUGGGGGACAAAGUUGCCCCAGGAUGACAGGAUAAAUCCUGAGAGGACAACUAGGGUCUUGAGGAGCAAUGAAAGGAAUCUAGAGCCGAGCUUUGACUACAUUUAGACAAAUCUGCUUUCUUCUCCUGAGCAAUGUGGGCUCAUAGACAAAUGGAACUGGAUGGGAAAAGUGCUGAUUUUUCCUCCCAUGUCUGUGGUGAGCUCCUUCAUCCUCCCCUCUCCCCCUACAGAUUAGAAAUUACGUUUCUUGAGGGCAAUUUCUAUCAGAACAACGACCCCAUCUCUAAAACCUCUCCGAGCCUUUUCUAUGACCUGUGGUUACAAAGUUGUAAGUCCUCUGAACAGCUUGGGGCUAGCCUGUUACAGUCCAGUAGAAGUUAAAAGCACGGAACUUCCAUUUACAUUCAUUCCUUUUUAGCCCCCAGCCUCUUCGUCUCCCCACCCAGUCAUUCUGGAGUCAUAGAUGCUCUUUCCCACCGUGCAAUUUGCCAAGGGGCUCUCUAAUACACAGGAACAAGGAGCUUGAAGUGGUCAUACAAGCAUAAAGCUUUCUAGUAAGGAGCUGGCUGAAGAGCCCCUGUCUCUACAUCUCUCUCUCUCUAGGCCUCUCCUCUGGCUGCUUUAGGAAAUGAGCCGGCACCUAGCCUGGGGUGGC
Panthera uncia (snow leopard) is the source of this 4670-nucleotide messenger RNA. It is a transcript of the gene TNNI3K, whose product is annotated as TNNI3 interacting kinase. The transcript has 26 exons. The coding region runs from base 258 to 2765 and encodes 835 amino acids. Gene Ontology annotation, biological process: protein phosphorylation. Gene Ontology annotation, molecular function: protein kinase activity; protein binding; ATP binding. NCBI's taxonomy places the organism in Eukaryota, Metazoa, Chordata, Mammalia, Carnivora, Felidae. The record is from RefSeq and is a predicted model, not a curated record.